AUGCCCUCUCGCCUCAGCAAUGGAACAUCGACGGCCAUGAAUCCUUCACGGUUCGAGCUGCCCGCCCUCGACCUCAACUUUGGCCGCAUCACCGAUGGCACCAACAUUCCUCCGCCUCCGUCCCCUGUCCAAAAGGUGCCCACGCCCCCGCAGACUCCGCCCGCUGACAAAAAGGAGGCCGUCGACGCCGCCAAUGGACAGGACGACGACGAGGCCAUCUCCACGCCCCCAAAUGGUAAUACAGCUGCAUCCAAACGAUCCGUCGACGACGACGUCCCCCUGAGCCCCGCUGGCUCAGGCCGCCAGGGCAGCCUCCGCCGGCUGUUUAGUAGGAAUAUGCUGAGUGCCACUUAUACAGACGCCAGGGUGACGUCGAUUGGAGGCGCCUCCGUCAACGGUGGCCGUCCCGACAGCCGAGGCGCGACGAGCGUCGCCGACGACAAAUGGUCCAAGCGAAGCAGCGGCUGGUUCAGGCGGCUUCGAGGCGCAGACUCCAAGCGAUCCAGCUUCUACUUCGAGGAUCCUGCACCCGUCGCAGCGCCGCCAAAGAAGUCGUUUGAACCGCCCCAGAGACCUUACGAACCGUCCCAGAAGCCCGCUGGCCCACCGCCCCCCAUGAUACCAGAGCUGGCCGACCUGGAGAGCGACGAAGGAAGCCUGGGCAGCGAUUUGUUCAAGAACAUCAAAUAA
This is a messenger RNA of Hirsutella rhossiliensis, 690 nucleotides long. RefSeq lists its product as uncharacterized. NCBI's taxonomy places the organism in Eukaryota, Fungi, Ascomycota, Sordariomycetes, Hypocreales, Ophiocordycipitaceae. The record is from RefSeq and is a predicted model, not a curated record. Bases 1 to 690 code for a protein of 229 amino acids. The transcript has a single exon.